AUGUGGAUUAUCAGCGUUCUGCUACUAGCAUACUUAUUGCUUCGGCCUGUUACACCUUCGAGUCUCAGAUUUGGCCGAGAAGCAGAUUCAAAAUUUAAGGAUCUAUGGGAAAAAUGGAUGGGUACAUUGAGCAAAUUUUUCCAAGUUACAUGUACUCUACAAAAAUUAUGGGAUUUAUUCGGUGGGAAAUUCCUCGCAACAUCAUCAAAUAUGUGA
Trichobilharzia regenti is the source of this 216-nucleotide messenger RNA. The record is from the annotation of a GenBank genome assembly. NCBI's taxonomy places the organism in Eukaryota, Metazoa, Platyhelminthes, Trematoda, Strigeidida, Schistosomatidae.